Coregonus clupeaformis (lake whitefish) is the source of this 3088-nucleotide messenger RNA. Its product is annotated as trichohyalin. The annotation marks the transcript as partial. NCBI's taxonomy places the organism in Eukaryota, Metazoa, Chordata, Actinopteri, Salmoniformes, Salmonidae. Gene Ontology annotation, molecular function: transcription coactivator activity; chromatin binding. Gene Ontology annotation, biological process: regulation of transcription by RNA polymerase II; chromatin remodeling. The record is from RefSeq and is a predicted model, not a curated record. The transcript is spliced from 2 exons. Gene Ontology annotation, cellular component: nucleus; SAGA-type complex.
UCCAGUCAGUCAUGCAGCAGCACCUGUGGGAGGGACAGAUCUGUUCGGACUCCCGCUCUAACGACUGUCGCGGACUGUCGCGGACUAUCGUUCGCUGUGGCACAAUAGUAUUCUUGUGUGGGAUGUUGAAUGACUUUGGAGAGAGACGGAGACAAAUUUAUCAAACAGCCUCUGUUCAACACAUAUUCUAAUCUGGAGAUCCUAAAGAUAACAGGAAGGAAGUGAGGGCAUGGCAGCUCGUGUGGACGUGGACUCUGGUGAGGUGGGCCAAGCAGGAGAUGCAGGUGUCAAGCCUGAGCCUGGCCCCAAACCUUGCCUGAUUCCCAAACCCUUCUCACUGCAGAGGAACACCACAUUCCGCUCCAUCCUAGCCCCAAAGACACUCACAACGACUCCACAGCCGUCUCAGACCAUGCCCACUACAUCCAGCAAACCAGAGCCUUGUCAGCCUAUCAGUGCCCCUGUGUCUGACUCAAGCAGCGCUGUGAAACUUGAUAGAGAGAGCACCACGAUACCUGAACUGACCAAUGCUCUCGAAGCUCCUUCAGCCAUAACACCCCAAACUGACUCGACCCACACCACUGAACAAAACCAAACUGCUCUUUCCACAUCCCUUACUACCCCAACAUCUGAGCCACCAGCUAGUACCACAUCUGACCCAACUGGAACCUCAGAGGCAAAUCAAGUCAGUCUAUCUGAACUGGAUGAACAUGGCGACUCUGAUACAGGCCACUCCACCACUGGAACUGAGGCUGUACCAUCACCAUCGGUCACCUCAACUCCUCUUCAACCGCAGUCUGAAAACACUGUGAGUGAGCCCACCCCUGCGGUCGUCAGGCGCCACUCUGGGAAGGAUCAGGCAGCCCGCUGGGGAGGAGGCAGGAAGCGGCUGUCCAUGGAGCUCACCUCCAGGUUUGAGUCGGCCGGCCUCUCACUCUCCUCACAGCCACCAGCUAAACAAGAAUGGGAACAGGUGACCAAGAGAGAGACUGCAGUCCCCAAAGUGUCAGUCCUCAGGGCCAAAGAGGAGGAGAAGGUCACUGAUUCACCAGGGUCAUCAUCUGACCCGGAGCACUCAGCACCACUGAAGGAAGAGAGGGAUGGAGAAGGGGUGAAGGAGGAAGGAGUAAAGAAAGGGAGCAGCAUACAACGGAGGAUCAGUCUGCUACUGGACUCCUCCUUGAAGCCAGAGGCUCUGACCAAGAGGGAGGAAGUACCUUGUCCAAUGAAACAAGCAGACAGUUCUGUAGGUGUGAAACAGCGAAUCAAAGACUGGGCAGCAGACACACCUCCUGUUCAGGCAUCCAAUCAGAGGGUGGAUGUUGCCCCUCAACCAUUCCCUGUCAGAGUUCACCCUGUGUUGAGUGUCACUGGGGGGUCGUUGGCGACAAGCAAAAGCGUUCAGCUAGCUCCUCGAGAGGACAAGGCUUCCACCCUACUUCGCUCAGGACAUUUUGGGAUAGAGGAUGAGGAGGAUGAAGAUGAAGAUGAGGAAGAGGAGGAGGGAGAGGAGGAGGAGGUACCACUCUACAAAACAGUAGGGAGACUUCUUGGACAGGAAGAUGGAGGGACACAACAGGAGCUAGUGGUUGAUCAAAUAGGGAACGAGAUGGAGGCUAAGGUGAAAGAGGAGGAAAAACUUGCAGAAGUGGAAAAAUUAAAACAGCUGGAGGUAGAAGAGAGACAGGCAGAGGAGAGGGAGAGAGAAAGACAAAAGGAACUGGAGAAUCAAAAGGAAAGGGAGAGACAGAAUGAGGAAGAAGAUAGAAAGAGGAAAGAAGAGGAGUGGAGAGAAAGGCAAAGAGAAAUGGAGAGGGAAAUGGAGAGACAGAGACAGAGAGAGGAGGAGAGGGAUAGGGAGAGACAGAGAGAUGAAGAAGAGAGAGAGAGAAAGAGGAAAGAAGAGGAGAAGGAGCAAGAAAAACAGAUAGAACUUGAGAAGGAAAGGGAGAGACAGAGAGAGGAGGAAAAGAGGGAGAGAAAGAGGAAAGAAGAGGAGAAAGAGAGAGAAAGACUGAUAGAACUUGAGAAGGAAAGGGAGAGACAGAGAGAGGAGGAAGAGAGGGAGAGAAAGAGGAAAGAAGAGGAGAAAGAGAGAGAAAGACUGAUAGAACUUGAGAGGGAAAAGGAGAGACAGAGAGAGGAAGAAGUGAGGGAGAGAAAGAGGAAAGAAGAGGAGAAAGAGAGAGAAAGACUGAUAGAACUUGAGAAUAAAAGGGAGAGACAGAGAGAGGAGGAAAAGACGGAGAGAAAGAGGAAAGAAGAGGCGAAAGAGAGAGAAAGACUGAUAGAACUUGAGAAGGAAAGGGAGAGACAGAGAGAGGACAACGAGAGGGAGAUAAAGAGGAAAGAAGAGGAGGAGAGAGAAAAACAGAUAGAACUUGAGAGGGAAAAGGAGAGACGGAGAGAGGAGGAAGAGAGGGAGAGAAAGAGGAAAGAAGAGGAGGAGAGAGAAAAACUGAUAGAACUUGAGAGGGAAAAGGAGAGACAGAGAGAGGAAGAAGUGAGGGAGAGAAAGAGGAAAGAAGAGGAGAAAGAGAGAGAAAGACUGAUAGAACUUGAGAAGAAAAGGGAGAGACAGAGAGAGGAGGAAAAGAGGGAGAGAAAGAGGAAAGAAGAGGCGAAAGAGAGAGAAAGACUGAUAGAACUUGAGAAGGAAAGGGAGAGACAGAGAGAGGAGAACGAGAGGGAGAGAAAGAGGAAAGAAGAGGCGAAAGAGAGAGAAAGACUGAUGGAACUUGAGAAGGAAAGGGAGAGACAGAGAGAGGAGAACGAGAGGGAGAGAAAGAGGAAAGAAGAGGGGGAGAGAGAAAAACAGAUAGAACUUGAGAAGGAAAGGGAGAGACAGAGAAAGGAGAACGAGAGGGAGAGAAGGAGGAAAGAAGAGGACAGGGAGAGAGAAAGACAAAUAGAACUUGAGAGGGAAAAGGAGACACAGAGAGAGGAAGAGAGAGAUAGGAAAGAGGAGGAGGGAGAAAGACAGAGAGAAGUGGAGAGGGAAAGGGAGAGACAGAAAAAGGAAGAAGAGAGAAAGAGCAAAGAAGAGGAGAUGAGAGAAAGACAAAGAGAACUGGAGAUGGAAAGGGAG